AAUAAAUACUAUAUAUUUAAAUUUAUAUAAAUAUUUUUAAAUAAUUUAUAAAUUAAAAUAAUGGAUGAAUCGGAAUUAGUAGCAUUAUUAUCAGAACUUGGUUCAUGGAAAAGAAAUAAAAGCAAUAAUGAUAAUGAUAACAAUAACAAUAACAAUAACAAUAAUAACAAUAACAAUAUAAAACAAUUAAAUAAAAAUAUAAAAAAAAAUUUUCAAUUAAAUAAAGAACAGGAAGAUUUAACCAUACAAAAUGAAUAUGACAGUAACAGCAACAGAACAUUUGAAUGUGGCGAGGAUUGUCUAGAGGCUGCAAGAAUUUUAUAUCGUAUGCUAAAGGAAGAUGACGAAAUUGAUAGAGCAGUGUUUCAUUAUCUUGGUAAAAAUAAUAUUGUAAAAAAUAAAUUGAUUCCAUUACUUAUUACCCAAGCAUCAAAUACAGAUUUGGUUAUUUCAAUUUUGAGAAUUUAUGUAAAUUUAACAUAUCAAUUACCAAUUAAUAUCGAAUCAUAUGAAAUACCAAAACAAAAUUUAUAUAUGUUAAAUUUUAAAGAAUCAUUUUUAAAUAGAGAACUUUUGAAAACUUUUUUAAGAAUUUUAAACGAACCAAUGACUAGAUUAUCUUUAUCAAGCGGGUCAAAUCAAGACUAUUUAAUUAUAGAGUUGAUUUUAACUUUAAUCAAAAAUGUAUUACAAAUUCAAGACCCAAUUUCAUCAGUUUCAUUAGAAUUUGAAUAUCGUUGUCAUAUGCAUAGUAAAUUAAUAGAGUUAUUAGAAGAAUCUGAAAUUUUAGAAUUAUUUUUAAUUUUAUCAGAAACCAUUAAAAAAGAUAAAAUUUUUAAAUCAAUUACCAACUACUCACUUUUAUUAUUGGAAAUUUUCACUUUAUUAUUAAAAAAUGAUACUCCAAACGAAAUUUGGUCAAAUGAAUCAACAACAUCAACCCCAUCAUCAGCAUCAACAUCAACUUUAAAUGAUGAAUUAGAAAAAAAAGAAAGUUUAAUAAAUUUAUUAAAAAAAGAAAAAAAAUUGUCAACAAAAUUAAUUACAAAUUCAAACACAAGCAGAUUUAUUGGUGCAUAUUCAAGUUUUUCAAAUGUUGAUGGCAAAAAGAUUAUAAAUAAAACUUUACCAGAUUUAGCAACCCAAAAUGCAAUUAGACCAACCAAUCUACACAGUGGUGUUUUCAAUUCCUCCCUAUUAUCAAGUCGUGUAAAAGCUAUUGGUGAAAGAAAAAGAACUCCAUCCUCUUUACAAGUUAGAUCCAUCUUAAAGAAUUGGUCUGAACAGUUCCUGGACGGAAGCUAUGAUAAUUUAAUGUCCAUUAUUAUUCAAGAGUUUGCUAAAGACGAUAACCAAAUUUUAGAUAGCGAAAAACUUAAUUUCCUUUUGCUAACAAAGUUUUUCACUGGUUUUUCCCUACAACUCUUAAGAUAUGUUUCAAAACAACAAGAAGAAAAGAAGAAGAACCAACAAAUGGAAAAAGAAUUAGAAGAAGGUGUUGACAAAAGAUUUGAACCACAAGACGAUGACGAGGAGGCUGAUGAAAUUGGUGUUGAUAAGUUUACAAUUGAUAAUAUUAUUGGGUCAUUAUCUUCAACAUUAUCAAUUUCAAAUUUCCAAUUUAUCUUUGGUUGUUGUUCCACUUACCAGACCACAAAGAAUAACCUAUCGCUCGAAAUUUGUGUUAGCACUCUCAGAGAAAUGAUAUCUUUGCUAAACUAUAUGUCUCAUUCAUCUGUUGAAGAAUAUAUUAAAAUCUCUUAUGAAAUGCAGUCAAGUAUCUAUUAUGACCGUGACGCUUAUCUUAAGCUUAUUGUAACUUUAAUGCGUAAUUAUCAACCAUCAAUCUUUAGUAAAUCAAUGAUAAUCGAUUUAAUUGAUUUGGCUCACACAACAAUAACAAUGGUCGAAAAUUUUUGUAAAAAGAAUCAAUCUAUUGUAGUAAAAUCAAAGAGACAAUCAAAGAAAGCAAAAAGAUUAAAUGAAGCUGAUGAUCAAGCCAUUAAAGAAGAUGAUAAUGAUGACGAUAGUACCAAUAAAAAGGAUGAAGAAGAAAAUGAAGAUAAUGAAGAUCAAGAAGAAGAAAUAGAGAAUCAAGUUAAAUCAAGUAUGGAUUUUGAAUCAUUUAUGGCAGAAUUUGCAAACUAUGAUAUCAUCAGAAAUAUUGCCUUAGUAUUGGGUUGCUAUCAUACAAACUCUGAUAUUUUAAAUUAUCAAAUCAUUGAAAUUUACAAGAGAAUCGCUCAAGAUUUGGAUUUAGAGCCAAUGUUUUAUCAAAUUUCUUUGUUUUAUCUCUUUAAGAACCUUUUAAACGAUCCAUUGAUCAUAUCAAAGGAUAAAAACUCUAAACAACUCUUCCAAGUUAUUAAUCAAAUCCUAACAAACUAUUUCAAAGCUGUCGAAACAAAUCAAACCCUUUUAAUUGAUAUUUUAAUACCAAAGCACAAAACUGAUUGUUUUUAUAUCAACAAUAACAAACAUCAACCUGGUCUUGAAGAUGAAAUUGGUGGUAUCCCUCAACAAAAUGAAGAAGAUGAAGAUAGCUCAUUAACAAUUUCAAAAGAAACUGGUAGAUUAAAAAAAAUGAAAUCAGAUGACAGUGAUGAUGGUGAAAACUACUUUGAAGAUGAAGAUAAAAUGAUAUUGCAAAAUGUAAUUUCAAAAUUAGAAGACUCUUUAGAUCGUGAAAGAUUAACAUCAAUUGUUCAAAAAAUCAACUCUACCAAAAAUGGUUCAACUAUUAUCGAAUGGCUUCAAGAUCACUUAUUAAAUGCAAUCACCAAAAGAAAUAAAGAAAAGAAUAACCCAAAAUACACUCUCUAUCAACUCGAGUAUAAUGAAAAUCAAAACUAUAAUACAAAUAGGCAAUUAGAUAUUCUAUUUAAAAUCGUUUUAAAGUUUAAGCUUCCAAUUUCAAAAACAGAUAACUAUUCAAUUCCAGAAUUUAAAAUUUAUUCCCCAUCUUAUUUAACAACAAUAUAUGAAACUAUCAAAGAAGCUUUAUUAAAUCAAGAAAAUGAAAAAAUAGAAAAAUUAAAGAAAAAAGAAAUUUUAGAAAAAGAGAAAUUAAAUAAAUUAAAUAAAAAGGAAAAAAGAAAAUUGAAAAGAGUAAAAGAUGAUGAUGAUGAGGAAAAAGAAGAAAUUAUGAAUGACGACCAAGAAGAGGUUAUGAACGAUGAUCAAGAGGAAGUUUUGAAUGAAGACCAAGAAGAGGUUAUGGACGAUGAUCAAGAAAAAGAAAUAACCAAAGUUAAAAAAAAUAAAAAAGAUAAAAAGAAAUCAAAGAAACAUAAAAAAGAAUAUGUCGAAGAAGAUCAAGAAGAAAAUAAUGAAGAGGUUGAGGAAGAGCAAAUUGUGAAUGCUGAAGAAGAACAAGUUGAGGAAGAGGGAGAUGAUCAAGUUGAAGAAACUAAAGCAGAAAGAAAAGCAAGAAGAAAAAUAGAGAAAGCAGAAAAGAGAGCCAGAAAGAAAGAAAAGAGAGAAAAGAAAGAAAGAAAAAGAAAAGAAAAAAUGGAACUAGAGGAACAAGAAAUGGAAGAGGUUGAGGAAGUGGAAGAGCAAGAAAAGGAAAGAGAGGAACAGGAGGAACAAGAAAUAGAAGAGGCCGAGGAGGUAGAAGAGCAAGAGGAGGAAGAACAGGAAAUUAAAAAAGAUAAAAAGAAAAAAAAGAAGAAAGAGAAAAAAAAUAAACUAAAAGAUGACAAAGAAGACGAUGAAGAUUUUGAACCAUUAUUCCCAGAAAGUGAUGAUGAUAAUAUUGAAAAAGAAAGUUCAAAAAAAAGAAAAAACAUAUCAAAGAAAACAAAAAAAGAAUAUAGAGAAGAAGAAGAAAAUCAACAAAACCAACAAGAAAAGGUACAAGACCAACAACAAGAUGAACAAAAAGAAGAUCAAACAGAAAAGGCACAGGAUCAACAACAAGAAAAGGAUCAACAAGAGCAACCAGAAAAGGUACAAGACCAACAAGAAUAUCAACCAAAAAAGGUACAGGAGCAACAAGAUCAACAAGAAAAGGUACAGGAUCAACAAGAUAAUCUACCAGAAAAGGUACAAGAACAAGAUCAACAAGAAUAUCAACCAGAAAAGUUUAAAAUUUUUAUUGAUUUUUUAAAAAUUAUAUGCACAUCGGGGCAAAAUGGCGGGAACUUAUUGAUGACUUGCGGUCACAAAUUAAUACUAAUUAUAAAUAGUAAUAGUAACAAUAUUAAUAACAAUAAUAAUUUUAGUAGUAAUAAUAAUAAUUUUAUAAUCACAAUUAAAGAAAUAUUUUAA
This is a messenger RNA of Dictyostelium purpureum, 4272 nucleotides long. RefSeq lists its product as uncharacterized. The record is from RefSeq and is a predicted model, not a curated record. Bases 61 to 4272 code for a protein of 1403 amino acids. Gene Ontology annotation, biological process: replication fork arrest; DNA replication checkpoint signaling; DNA repair. Gene Ontology annotation, cellular component: replication fork protection complex. The transcript is spliced from 7 exons. Gene Ontology annotation, molecular function: DNA binding. Lineage: Eukaryota; Evosea; Eumycetozoa; Dictyosteliales; Dictyosteliaceae.